Vitis riparia (riverbank grape) is the source of this 2719-nucleotide messenger RNA. RefSeq lists its product as uncharacterized. Gene Ontology annotation, molecular function: protein binding. NCBI's taxonomy places the organism in Eukaryota, Viridiplantae, Streptophyta, Magnoliopsida, Vitales, Vitaceae. Bases 34 to 2436 code for a protein of 800 amino acids. The transcript is spliced from 9 exons. The record is from RefSeq and is a predicted model, not a curated record.
CCUAUUAUCUUUCAUCUUUUUAGUUGUUCCAAGAUGGAAGCAAGACCAGUUCCUGGAAAUAGGAAGAAGGAACACGUAAGGAAAGUCCUAUUCGAAAAUGCCAUGCAAGGGAAGUGGAAAGCUGUGGUGAAUAUGUACCGUAGAUGGCCCUGGCUGGCCAAGGAAAAGAUCAAUAGAGGAGGCAACACAGCACUGCAUAUGGCUGUCUCUGAUCGCCAAGAAAGGUUUGUUGAACAACUAGUUGAGGUUAUUUUACUCCGGUCUGGAAUGCCCGAGGUUGUUCUACAAAUAAAAAACAAGAAAGGGAAUACCCCUCUCCAUUUGGCAGCAUCACUAGGAAAUGUUUCAAUGUGCAAAUGCAUCCCUUCUCAGCGUCCAGGCCUGGUAGGUGUUCUCAAUGAUGAAGGGGAAACUCCUCUCUUCCUGGCUGCUCGCCAUGGUAAGAUGGAUGCUUUCUUUUGCCUCCUAAGCAGUGAUACCGAAAAAUAUGUUGACACGCGGAACAAAAAAGGUGAAACAGUUCUUCAUUGUGCCAUCAAUAGAGGUCACUUCAAAUUGGCAUCUCUAAUACUUGAGCAGCAUCCAAAUGUUUUUAACACCUUUACUGAGAAAGGAGCCACCCCUCUCCAUGUCUUGGCAAACAAGCCUGGUGCAUUCAGAAGUGGAACCUACCUCAGCCUAUUGGACAAAUUGAUUUAUCAUUGCGUACUUGUUCACACAUCUCCCAACUGGUUUACAGCCCUUCAGAACAAGAUUUGUAGAACAGCAUCAACUAGAAACUUGAAGAAGUUCCAAUACACAUAUGAAGAAGAGAACCCUCCACAGCUCAUGACUGAGAUCCUCGAAGUUGAAGAAGAAUCCAGUAUCAUCCCCAAUGAAGCUCGCAAGGACGAAAGCAGGAAUUAUAAUACUUGCUUGGGCUUCAUAAGGGGUAUCCUCAGCCUUCUAAACAAAGCAAUGAGGAGUAUCCUAUUCUUCUUGGGGAUGGGGCUAAGUUAUAUACACAAGAUAAAGAAGAAGAAAGAAACAAACAUUUGGUCUAUUAAGGUUAUGGACCAACUACUGAACCUUGAAGGAACUCAAAUAUGCGACUAUGAUAGAGCUGGAUGGAAUCCCCUCUAUUGUCAAAGGACAACGGCUAACUAUAAUACGGAUAGUGAAGAGGAAAAUAAACCAGAACAAGACGAGGAAACUGGCCUGCCCAAUUACGAAGAUUUAUCAGCAACAGAUUCAGGUGUUUUGGGAAAGAACCACGGAAAGCAAGGAAAGGGAGAUGAAGGUAUACUGACAAAGGAAGGAAGCUCCCAGAAGGCAGAAAGAGAUGAAGGUACUUUCGAAGAGAACCAGAAAAGGAACAGAAGCUCGGAGGAAGAUUCUAAUUGGGCUCUACUGCUCAGGCUGGGUAAAGCUGGCCUCCGCGCUGAUCCAAUAAUUGUAGCAGGCAAAGCUGCCAAAAAACUGGAUGAUGAACUUUGUAUGGAGACGGAGGAAAAAAAUGACGAGAUGGGAAGAGUGGAGACACCAAUAUUACUUGCAGCAAAGAAUGGUAUCACGGAAAUGGUGAAGGAAAUCCUUGAAAUUUACCCCUUAGCCAUUCAUGACACUGACUUGGAGGAGAAGAAUGUAGUGCUAUUAGCGGUGGAGAAUAGGCAUCACCAUGUCUAUGAGCUCUUAUUGAAGACGAAUAUUCUGAAAGAUACUGUGUUUGGGGCAGUGGAUAGAAAUGGGAACAGUGCACUGCAUCUUGCUGCCAUGGUACCAGAUAAUCGGCCUUGGCUCAUUCCUGGUGCUGCAUUGCAAAUGCAAUGGGAAGUCCUGUGGUAUGAGUAUGUUAAGAGAUCCAUGCCGCCACAUUUCUUCCCUUCCCACAACAAAUUCAACGAGACUGCAAAGCAGAUUUUCACACGCGACCAUAAAGAUAUGGUGCAAAAGGGUAAAGAAUGGCUGGGUAGCACAGCCACUUCAUGCUCGGUGGUGGCUACGCUCAUUGCAACCGUGGGCUUCGCCACAUCAAGUGCUGUACCAGGUGGCACCAGGGAAGGGAGCGGAAAACCCAAUCUUGAGCAGCAGCCAGCCUUUCAUAUCUUUGCAGUUUCAUCACUUAUUGCUCUUUGCUUUUCGGUCACCUCCACUGUCAUGUUUCUUGCCAUUCUCACAUCUAGGCAUCAAGAAAGCGAUUUUGGGCAAGACUUGCCCAUAAAGCUUUUGAUAGGACUAACCUCCCUUUUCAUAUCCAUAUUGUCUAUCUUGGUUACUUUCUGCGCAGGCCACUUCUUUCUGCUCAAAGAUGAACUCAGUGUUGCUGCACUCCCAGUGUAUGCGGUAACAUGCCUGCCAGCUACAUUUUUUGCUCUAGCCCAGCUACCAUUAUACAUUGAUCUCAUAUGGGCUACUUUUAGAAAGGUGCCACAGCGUUGGAAGGAGGAAGCUGACUAGGGUUUCAUGAUUUUACAUUCUAUUGUGAUUUUUUUUUCCCUUGGUUGAUUCCUAGAAUAGCCACGCUUUUGAUGGCCAGGGGUUCGGUUUGGCUCCUGUUUUUCUUAUUUUGCGUGGAAAUGUCUGGUCAAAAAGAAAAGAAAAGAAAAUCUUCUGUUGUCAUAGUAAUGUUCCUUCUACUUUUUUUUAUAUCCAUUUUCAAUGGGAUAAACUUUAUCUUUAUGACCGGUCAAGAAACAAAACAAAAUAGAAAAGUGAGCACAGGACCUUCUUUUUCUUUUCA